Messenger RNA from Paramecium octaurelia, 861 nucleotides. Lineage: Eukaryota; Ciliophora; Oligohymenophorea; Peniculida; Parameciidae. The record is from the annotation of a GenBank genome assembly.
AUGAGUUGUGAUAGGGGAAAAAGCGCAUUAAUAAGAUUAGUAAUUAUUGAAUAUCAACAGUUAAGUCCACUCAACUUUUAUAUUUUAUGGAUUACAAAAUUCAUGAAUAUAGUCCUGAAGAAUUGUAUGAAAACAAAGCUCGAUUAUUCGAAUAAUUAAUGGCAGAAUGGAACAAUAUGAGUGCCAAUGAACAAGAGAAAUAUAGUAAAAAAGUUCAAUUCACCAAUGCAGGUGAAAAAGCAAAAUAGCGCAAAGAUGAAUCUACUCUUGAAACAUUGUAUGAAACUGCAGUUGAAAAACACAACAAUAGAUAAUAAUCAAUAAUAGAAGAAAGAGGGGAAAGAUAAGAAAGUUUUGAGGAAAUAAAAUAAGCAGAAAUAAUUAAAGAGCAUUGUAUUAAUAAAUUAAAUUUUAGUAGAAAAUAGUAAACAUGCCAGAUUUCUUGAAGAGUAAAAACAGGAACAUUAAAUCUUAAAUUAAGAGUUUUCUGAAAAAGAAACUAAUUCAUAAGAGCCUCCAUUAAAAAAUAAAAAAUCUAAAAUUAUUUAAGAACCUAAAGACUAUUAAGCGAAUGUCAAUAUUACAGAAAAGAAUGAGAAUAUCUAAGAAAAAAAUGAAAUAAGAGAAUAAAAAGACAAUCUUGGAAAUAGAAGGUCUAAUGCAGGUAGGAAACGCUCUCAAAAAGAAACAGUUGAAAAAAUUAAGUCAAAACGAGGUUCUGUUAGGAAAAGAGCAUUAAGUCUUUCAAAAUAAAUAUAGUUAUAGUAACAUAAUAAUCAAAAACACUUUUUUGUAGAUGAAACACUUAGCUUGAGAUAACUAAAGGAUUAGAUUAAGAUAUUGUUAAACCAAAAUGAAUGA